Molecule: messenger RNA, 456 nt
Organism: Triticum turgidum subsp. durum (durum wheat)
Lineage: Eukaryota; Viridiplantae; Streptophyta; Magnoliopsida; Poales; Poaceae
Source: the annotation of a GenBank genome assembly
AUGUUCCAGGAGCUUGCACCACAGGACCCACAUGACAAGUUUGGUCACCACUACGCUAUUUGCCUUGACCUGAAGAACCAACGUUUUGAGGUGCUUGAUUCAGUGCGUUCAGAAGCCAAUGCAGACCUUACUAUGCAUGCUGAAUACUUCAUCAACAACCUCAAAGAGACAUGGACCCAUCACUAUGAACACUCAAAGGUCCAGAUCAGACAUUUUCCAAUUGAGUACGUGGCGACUACGAAGCAAGGAAACCGGCACGACUGCGGCUUCCACAUGUUGGAAUACCUUGCAAAGUGGGAAGGUCGACGGGUUCCUGUCGUCACAGCUGCAAUGGUCGUCGAGCUCCGCAAAAUUUACACAUGGAACUGGUUGAUAAAUGAAGAUUUCAACAUGUGGUCCAACGCACGUGAGUUCAUAGAGGAAGCUAUGAAGAAAGCCGCCAAGAAGUACAAGUGA